This is a messenger RNA of Exophiala spinifera, 2142 nucleotides long. RefSeq lists its product as uncharacterized. The transcript has a single exon. Gene Ontology annotation, cellular component: mitochondrion. The coding region runs from base 1 to 2142 and encodes 713 amino acids. Lineage: Eukaryota; Fungi; Ascomycota; Eurotiomycetes; Chaetothyriales; Herpotrichiellaceae. The record is from RefSeq and is a predicted model, not a curated record.
AUGGCAUUCCAGAAUUUCUACUUUACCUUCAUCCACACAACAAACGUUGGAAGAUUUGUCUACUGGGCCCGAAAUCAUCCUUCCACGCAAACAUUCUGGUCCAUGCAAUCUGUCCCUUUGAUGCGAGCUACAUGUAGACUCGGUCGACCUUUGUUGUGGAGAAGAAUUGCUCGUCCAAGUCGAAAGAAUCUUCGGUCCACAUGCGUUCCCACGGGCCUUCGUACUCUGGUGACUGAGUCCGGCGACUCUGCGAAUGCCUCCUUCGUUGGCACGGUGCCUGAGACCCUACAGACGGCGUCCCAAAACACUCCGGCCUCGCGAUCAUCCCUACAGAAGAAUGCCAUUCUCACCUCGAGAAGGCUUCCGGUGUCUUGCCCUGGCUGCGGCGCCUUGACACAAGACGUAGAACCUCGAGAGGCGGGCUACUAUUCACGCUCGAGGAAGGCGGUGAGGACGUAUCUGCGGGAAUCUGAGCGCAGAGGGCAGUCCAAGGAUGGAGAAAAAGGCGCAGAGGCAGACGCGACGGAUGACGAGAGUGGCGAGGACGUGAAUCAAGGGCAUGCAGAUGAGACGCGAGAAAUACAACAUCCUCUACUCCCUCCAAUGUGCGACCGGUGUCAUACCUUGAUCCACGAAUCUCGUGGACAGCCCAUUGCACAUCCCUCGAUUGAAAACAUCGCAGACUCGAUUGCCGAAUCCCCAUUCUCCAAAAACCACGUCUACCAUGUCAUGGACGUGGCGGAUUUUCCAAUGUCAUGCGUACCGUCCAUCUACAAGCAGCUGUCUCUGGCCAAACCUAGAAGCCAAAACCGUCGAUCACAACAUUCGUUCUCUUCCAAGCCCUCUCUGUCGUUCAUCAUCACGCGAUCGGAUUUGCUGGGGCCUUCGAAAGAAAUGGUGGACCGAUUGAUGCCCAAGUUCAUUGCCAUCCUCCGAACUGCCUUGAGUCGCACGGGACAAAAUUUGAGACUCGGGAAUGUCCACCUUGUCUCUGCGAAACGGGGGUGGUGGACCAAGGACAUCAAGGAGAGUAUCUGGCAACGAGGAGGUGGGAACUGGCUCGUCGGGAAGUUCAAUGUCGGGAAGUCGAACCUCUUUGAAGUUUUGUUCCCGAAAGGAUCGUCUGGUCAUGAUUCCGUCCACGACGAACUGCGUCGACGACGAGAGGCAAAGGCCGACGACUUCUUGUCGGUCGACGGCCUUCUGCCUCCGCCUCAACCUGAAGUGCCGUUCCCGGCCAUGCCUGUAGUUUCUAGCCUGCCCGGAACGACCGCGUCGCCCAUCCGACUUCCUUUCGGCGACAACAAAGGAGAACUCAUUGACUUGCCUGGUCUAGAACGGAGCGGCCUGGACAAGUACGUCAAGGACGAAGACAAGCUGGACUUGGUCAUGACCCAUCGGCCGACAGUCACCCAACACAACAUCAAGCCUGGCCAGUCCCUACUUCUCGGAGGUGGCCUGGUCCGCAUAACGCCCCUUCUGGACGAGAACGACCCCAGUACGAUCAUGAUGGCGUACGCGUUCGUUCCGUUGAAAUCGCAUGUCACGGCCACUGAAAAGGCACUGAGCACACAGCAGCAGGAACGUGAGAGUGGAAUCGAGUCUAUUCUGGCAGAGGAUGCCGGACCUCACAUGGCUUCGGCUGGCAGAUUUGAGCUCAAAACUAACGUGACGAAAUCAAGGGCUGGUGCGGUCAUCAGGGCAGGUGUCGAUCCAGCAAAACUGCCCUUCCAGGUGUACGCGACGGACAUCCUCGUUGAAGGUGUUGGCUGGGUUGAGCUGGUGUGUCAGGUCAGGAAGAAGCCACGAGCUCCUCCACCGACGGGUUUACCGGACGAAACGACUGGUGAGGCGAUGAAUGAAAGAGACGUCCCUACUUCUGACGAUUUGUCCAUUGGAUCUACUGGGUUCGUGCCUUUCAGUGCUUCAAUCUCAAAGGGAGGUGCUUCCGACAGGCCGGGUUACCCUCGAGUUGAAAUCUUCACACCGGAAGGCAGAUUUAUUGGCCAGAGGGAAUGUCUAGAUGUGUGGCAGAUGUGGAACACAGGGAAGCCUCGCAAGGACACACGCGCCGCUCGCCCACGGAAACCCAUGAGUGGUGCGAAAAAACGAGCGAAGACGGCUCGACGCUCUGCGGCGUAG